Molecule: messenger RNA, 1307 nt
Organism: Caenorhabditis auriculariae
Lineage: Eukaryota; Metazoa; Nematoda; Chromadorea; Rhabditida; Rhabditidae
Source: the annotation of a GenBank genome assembly
AUGUCGAACGUUUUAGUGCUUCUAGCUGCCUGCUUUCUUGGGGCCAGAGCGAUUUCGGUAGGAGAAGAGCCACCUUUCUUUGUCAAAUGUGGUUCAGCUCACUCCGGAGAAGGCUCUCGAGGAGAUGAUCAAAUGGGACGCCAGCCAUCCGCCAGUCACUGGUCCUCCGAGCAGCAACCUGAACGGCAACGCCGGUUCCAACGGCAACGGCAAUGCCAACAACGGCUCCAAUCCCAAUCCAAGCCUUAACAAUUCUAUUAACAGUACCAAUGGAAAUGCUUCAAUAGGUUGAUCACUCCAAAAAAAAAAAAAAUACAUUUUUCCAGUUAUAACGCAAUUGUCAUUGAAAACUUUGGAACUGGACAAAGGAAACUUUACGAAGAAUGGUGAGGUUUCAGAAUUACAAAAACCUUUCGAGCUCUUUCAACCUAAAAUUUAGUUAAACAAUUUGGUAAAAAAAAUUUGUUGAAAUUCCUACUCAUCAUUUUUUUCCAGGAGCAUCGUACACUUCUCCUCCUGUUGAAAUAAAUAAGGAACAUAUCGUGUUCUUGAAAGUCGAAAACGCCCAAAGAGAAUUUAUUUCGUCAGUGAAUAUCUCACUCCAAUUUCCUACCAUUAGAACUUUAGAGCGGAUGUUCACAGUUAUACCUGCCCUCCCACUAUGAAAUUCAGCGAAACUCCAGCUUUCAUUUUCGAUUUCGCUAAUGAAUUCAUUUACAGGAUUGGUGAGUUUUUGAUCUGAUUAAAACAAAAAAAAGUAAACGUUUUAGAUUCUUCCUCGAAAAUCAAAGGCUGCACAAUCACACUGGAUCUCACGAAGGGAUCCAGUUUCCAAACAAUAGAACUAAAAUUCAUUUGAAAAAAAUUUGUUCAUUUCUUUUUUUUUGCAAUAAAAUUUGAAAACUUGCCAGAAGCUUUACGACAUCUUACAUAAAUUGGAAGUGUGUGCAAAUGAGUGAAAGCUGUUCUCGAAGUUUUUUUUUGCCUCGAAAGCACUUGCUCAAAAUUUAGACUUCGAAAAAAAUUGGUCGUUCGUUUAUUAGUGUUUUUCGGAAUUGAUCAUUUUCCCCAGUUCGAAAUUUUUGCCCUCAGGUCCAAUUUAAGGCGGAAUCCACUUCGACUGAGUUCUCAAGGUCAGUUUUCUAAAGAUCUUUUCUUUAAAACAAUUCCUACUUGGAACAAACUCAUUUCCAAAUUUCGAUUCAGCCACCACUACUGGUCAAUCUACCAUUGCACGAGAUCUUCUCGUCUAUUCCUCCACGGCUCAAAUGAUGUAUAACUGUAUGAUGUAUUCUCUUAAAUUCUAG